ACUAGUAGAGUGUGAAGAUGCUGUUUCACUUACCUGCUGUCCUCCAAGGGGGUUUGUCUCUACAGGUAGUUCUGGUGUUCCUGGCUACCUUUCUACUCAUUGCUGAUUACAUGAAACGGAGGCGCCCAAGGGAUUUUCCUCCAGGGCCUGUGCCUCUUCCUUUUCUGGGCAAUCUUCUGCAUAUUGAUACCAAGAAACCUCAUCUUGCUAUACAAAAGCUUAGAGAAAAAUAUGGCAAUAUCUUCAGCAUACAGUUUGGAAACAAGCAAUUUGUGGUUGUGAAUGGGCUGCAUCUAGUGAAGGAAGCCCUUGUCAAUCAAGGGGAAAAUUUUAUAGAUCGUCCAGAAGUUCCUCUCAUGCAUGAAGUAUUUGGGUCAUUUGGACUGCUCAACUCCAACGGACUUCACUGGAAACAACAAAGACGAUUUGCCUUAUCAACGCUCAGAAACUUUGGUUUGGGCAAAAGAAGUUUAGAAGAACGAAUACAGGAGGAGAUUAGAUACUUAAUGGAUUCAAUUGAAGAGGAGAAAGGGCAACCGUUUGAUCCUCACCUUCAGAUUAAUAAUGCCGUUUCAAACAUCAUCUGUUCCAUUACUUUUGGGGACCGCUUUGAAUACCAUGACAGUCAUUUCCAGAAGUUAUUACACUUGCUUGAUGAGACACUGCAGCUUCACGCAACUAUUUGGAGCCAGCUUUAUGAAGCCUUUCCAGCCCUCAUGAAACACUUACCAGGACCCCAUCAGACCAUUAUUAAAAACUGGAGACAGUUCAAAUCAUUUGUGAGAGACAUCAUUGAAAAGCACAAGGAAGACCGGAACCCACUGGAACCCAGAGAUUUCAUUGAUGCGUAUCUAAAUGAAAUGGCCAAGGAGGACGUUGCUUCCAGUUUCCAUGAUGAAAGCCUCCUACACUCAACGAUGGACCUGUUUUUUGCUGGAACUGAAACAACUUCCACAACGCUGCGCUGGGCUUUGCUGUACAUGGCCAUUCAUCCAGAAAUUCAAGCAAGAGUCCAAACUGAAAUAGACUCAGUGAUUGGCCAGUCACGACAACCAGUGAUGGACGACAGGGAUCGCAUGCCCUAUACCAACGCAGUUAUUCACGAAGUUCAAAGGAUAAGCAACAUUGUCCCUUUGAAUGCACCACGAAUGACAACAAAUGACACAACCCUGGCUGGAUUUCAUUUGCCCAAAGGGACCACGUUGAUCCCCAGCUUGACAUCAGUGCUGUUUGACAGUGAAGAAUGGGAAACACCCAAUGUAUUUAAUCCUGGCCAUUUCCUGCAGAAUGGUCAGUUCGGGAACAGGGAAGCAUUCAUGCCGUUUUCCACAGGAAAGCGAGCAUGUCUUGGAGAGCAGUUGGCUAGGAUGGAACUCUUUCUUUUCUUCACCGCCCUAAUUCAGAAGUUCACUUUCCAGGCUCCAAAGGAUGUGACAUUAAGUCUGGACUUCAGGGUGGGAAUUACACUAUCCCCACAGCCAUACCGAAUAUGUGCAUUCUCUCGCUAAGGGAAACCACACUACUCUGAAAAGAAGUGCAGCUUCAUAUCUGUAUGCGUUAACCAUUCCAAAGUAUAGAAGAGCACUUACCCACUCUCGCUUUAAUGUGUUGCCAUCAGCAUUACUAGAAGGGCGAUUUAGUAAAAUCCCGGUUAAUGAACGGAUAUGUCCCUGUGGCACUGGAACAAUAGAAUCUGUCGAACAUGUCAUUUUGCAUGUAACAUGUAUGAGGAAUGCAGAAGGAAGCUAAUCUUUCCAUUAUUAACAGCCUUUUCUGGAUGUAACCCCACAACUUUGGUAUUAAUUUGUUUAAGGGAUGUGUCCUCCCAUAUCUCUAAGUUUCUUGUGACCUCAAUGCAAAUUAGAAAAAUAACGUUGCAAUCCUCCUGAGAGAAGGAGCU
Molecule: messenger RNA, 1900 nt
Organism: Elgaria multicarinata webbii
Lineage: Eukaryota; Metazoa; Chordata; Lepidosauria; Squamata; Anguidae
Product: cytochrome P450 2J2-like
Exons: 9
Coding region: 18-1508 (496 amino acids)
Biological process (GO): xenobiotic metabolic process
Cellular component (GO): cytoplasm; intracellular membrane-bounded organelle
Molecular function (GO): oxidoreductase activity, acting on paired donors, with incorporation or reduction of molecular oxygen, reduced flavin or flavoprotein as one donor, and incorporation of one atom of oxygen; heme binding; iron ion binding
Source: RefSeq, a predicted model, not a curated record